AUGAAAUUUAACAUAAAUAGGUUCCAAAUUUUUAGUUUAGAGUAAAAAUGUAUAAAUAUAUAAUAAUUUUAGGUUUACAUUUAACAUUAGAAUUAGAAAUAGACAUUUCCUAAGGUUAAUGUCCUUGUUCAUAGUUCUCUUAUAAUAAUUGUGAUAGAGUUUCUAAGUGUUCAUGGAAUGGACAAAAUUGUUAAGAUUUAAAUUGUAAUCAGAGAAAUGAAACUUGGUGUAAAGGUUGGGAAACUGAUUAUCAGUGUAUAUGGGAUUCUAUGCUUUAAAAAUGUGAUGAGUCUUAAAAACUCAAUUGCUAAGCUAUAACUUCUUAUGAAUAUUGUCUAAAUUCUCAACUUUUUGACCUUGAUUGCUCUUGGACAAAUGAUAAUAAUUGCCAAAAUUUUUCUUGUUUUAUUGAUUAAUUUUGUCCAAUAAAUAGAUGUUCAAUGAUAGAUGGAAAAUGUUCAGAACCCCUAAAUAAUUUUCAAUGUUCCUCUUUAGCUCUAGGUUAAUGCAAUAUUUAAACUGGGAAUUUAUUUCAAUGUUAUAGAAAUAAUACUGAUAAAUGUUAGUAAUAUAAUUUAAUAAAUGUUGAUUGUUCUUAAUGGAGCGAUUUCAGAUAAAUGUGUUCAGCUUUUAAAGAUUUAUGUAUUUAUAAAAAUGAUAAAUGCGAACAAUUGACUUGUAAUGAUAAAACAGACUAAAAUACAUGCACUUUUGUUUAUACAAUGGAUUAUGCAGCUAUAAUACCAUGUUUUUGGACUGAAUCUAAAUGUGAGGAAGCUAAACAAGAAAAUCUUUAAACAUUAUUGAUAGAUGAUUGUUAAAUUCAAACUUAUUUUACAUAUAGUAUUUCAGAAAAUAAUGAAUGCGGAAAAUGUAUUUUAAAGAAAGAAGAAUCAAAUAAUUAUGAAAUCUAUCUUUAAACUAUUAUUCCUAUAUGUUGCAUCAUGUUGAUUUUUGCUUCUGUAUUUUACUGUAAGAGUACAAAAAUACUCUGCUUCAAACCCUAAAACCAAUAUCGAAUACGACCUGAGCCACCUAUAGGUGACUAAUCGAGAUAAAACUGAGUUAGACU
Molecule: messenger RNA, 1072 nt
Organism: Paramecium sonneborni
Lineage: Eukaryota; Ciliophora; Oligohymenophorea; Peniculida; Parameciidae
Source: the annotation of a GenBank genome assembly